Leptopilina boulardi is the source of this 4297-nucleotide messenger RNA. It is a transcript of the gene nvy, whose product is annotated as protein CBFA2T2. Gene Ontology annotation, biological process: DNA-templated transcription; negative regulation of DNA-templated transcription. The transcript is spliced from 12 exons. Gene Ontology annotation, molecular function: transcription corepressor activity. The coding region runs from base 1365 to 3722 and encodes 785 amino acids. The record is from RefSeq and is a predicted model, not a curated record. Lineage: Eukaryota; Metazoa; Arthropoda; Insecta; Hymenoptera; Figitidae. Gene Ontology annotation, cellular component: nucleus.
UGACGUUCCAUGAGGAAAGGGACCUUAGCUGCAAAAAAAUGAAAAUUGAGUUUUUGAUAUCAGUCGAUAGAUCUUGAGUUGCUCUUUCAGAUACAAAAGUUAAAAAUUGUACUUUUCUAUUUAGUUUUUUUGUUAUAAAGCAUUAAUCAUGACCAUGUUAAUCGCGUUCCAGCACGGACUACAGAAACCAUCCCCACCACUUCUACACUAGUAUACUUGUCGUAAGCGUGAGCUGUAGGAACGAUGUAGUAGUAAGGUGGUGGGGCUGAUUUUCGAUGGAGGGUCUCAACCAAUCAGGGACGCUCUACUUUAAAUACCUUUUCUGGAAAAUGCGUCUAUUGCAGCUAAGGUCCCUUUCCUCAUGGAACGUCACAUUUAAAGCACAGAUUUCCAACGGUUUUCAAGAUGGCGUUUAUAACAAUUGUUGCCAUAGUCUUCUUGGCCAAAGUAAUUAUAAAGAGUAUAUAAUAAAAAGGUAAUGAAGCAUCUUUAAUAUAAAAGAGAAUAAUUUGAUGUGAAUUUAGAUUAUUAAAAGUUUUUAAAUAAAUUCUACCAUGUUUGAGGAUUUUACUUCAUUGUCAUCAUUUUGAUAAUAUUUGAGGGAAAAAUUUUUUGAAGAUAUGAAUGGAAAAGCAAUUUCGUCUUGACGACGUGCGAGAUAGCCAAAUAGAGGCGCGAAUCGUCUAUUCGUGGAUAUUGUAAACGGGGUGUGUUUCUGACGUGUCGAUAUAUUCUCAGGAAGAAAAGCUCUGCUGUUGAAGCUGAGAAAUAGCUUGGCCCUCUCGUACCCCUCUACUUUCUCCUCUUGUGCUAGUUUAGCCUGUUGGUGUACACCCGCACCAUUCUAUAUAACCAUGUUUCCUACAUAUAUUAUCACUGCAAGGACAAUCCAUUGGCCCAUAUGGUGCAAAAUCUCAAACCAACCAAUGAGUCUUUCACCUGUAUUCAUAUAUCUGCCGUAUUCCGUUUCAGUAAAUGGAUGACGGUUUUGACUGAAUAGAGUCAUUGAUUGUUUUUUACAAACCUCCAUUGAAGAUCGGAAGUGAGAAUCGGCCAGGUGAUAUUAUUAAGGGACCACAUCAGAACAGAUAUUCAAAAAUUUUUUUCCCCGUCCAAUAUAUCCGAUUGAUUUUGCUCUCUGACUGAUGAUAUUUCAAAAUUAAAGUAAAAUAAUUGAUUACAAUAAUAUAUAAGUAUAGUCACAAUGGAGAAAUUCGUGAUGAAAAUCAGAUUGGAUGUUAAAUUUUGAUCUUGUCUUCAAUUUGGAAAUUCAAAAAAUAUUUUUCGAGAGAAAUUUGGAAUAUUCGAAUAUUUCCAGUGCAAUAUUGCUGAUAACGAGUAUUUUCAAGUAGGGUCCAGUGAGCAUGAAAGUGGAAAGUGGAGUGGCGACGAGUACAGCCCUUCAGAAGAUCAAGGUGAAAGAAGAAAAGGAAGAAUGCAGUGGCUUUCAACAGCAAACAGGGGCAUCUAUGUCAACGGCAACUACGACCGUCACAACCAUAACGAUCACAACACACUCAAAUGCCAACAGCAUCUCAGCAAACAACAACAACAACACCAUCACCAACACUACCUCGAGCUUAGGUUCUACUUCAAGUCUGCCAAUCGUAACUCCUUCAAUGACAACACUUGUACAACCAACCUCUGUAACUCGUCAGCCACCCGUCCUUAAAUCGAAUCUCAACAACAAUAAUUCAGAACAAUUUUUCAUUGAUCUUGAUGUUAAAGCAAAAACGAAGGUUACAUCAAAUUUAUCAAGAGAAAAAUUAUCAACUGCUGCCAUCAGAGAUGAAAGUAAUUUUGAUUCUGGAAAUGAACCAUCAAAUGCUCAAAAAUCGCAUCAUACCAAAAAUAAUAAUAAUAAUAAUAUUAAUAAUAAUAAUAAUAAUAAUAGUAAUAAUAAUAAUAAUAAUAAUAUUCGAUCGGAAAAUAAAGUUAAUUCAAGAUCAUCGGAUAACGAUAGUCCUUUAUCAUCAUCGCAAACACUUCAAAUUGAAAAAGAUGAAGCAUCAUCAAAAUUGGAAGAAAUUGUCAACAAUAAUUGUGAAGGAAAUGUAAAAUCUAAUGCAUCAAAAUCAAUUUCAACGAUUUUUUCUGGACACAGUAAAUUGAGACGACUUCUUGGUACUUUGGUUCAUUUUGCAAUGGAUAUAUCACCUGAUACUGGAGAUACUGUUAGAAGUCUUGUUAUUGGGUUAUUGAAUGGUGCAAUGUCAGCUGAGGAUUUUCAUUCUGCUUUACAAGAAGCUACAAAUUUUCCUCUCAGAGGAUUUGUACUUCCGUACCUGAAACACACAUUGCCUUCUUUACAGAGGGAUUUAAAUGCAGCCGCGAGAAUUAAUAAUCAGUCGUGUGUUCAAUAUUUACGUGCCAAUGAAUCGGCAGUUUUGGAAGCUGUUGGCUUAACUCCUUCAGGAGAAUCGGUGGAACUUUUUGGUGAAAAUGUUGGAAAUGGAAAUACAAGUGUUCCUGUACAAUAUGGAUUACGUUCCAAUUCAAAUCCAAAUGUUGCUGGUACUCCACAUUCAAAUAGUGUUCAUCAUUAUUCAGGAACGUCACAUUCAACUAAACGACGAGCUUCAGAUACACCUUACUAUGAAAAUGGAACAAUUGACGAUGGUCCAAUUUAUGGGAAACGAUCAUCAAAUCACUGGAGUAAUCAUCAUCAUCAUCAUCAUCAGCAGCAACAGCAAGAUUCCUCUUAUUGUUGGUAUCAACCAUUACAUUCGGCUGGUGGUUCAAUUCAAGGACAUCAGCAUUCACAUGGAUCGAGUAUUUUGCCAAAUCUUGUGCAAAUUAAUCAAUUGUCAACAUUUGCUGGGACACAUUUGCCACAUCAACAACAACCACCACCACCACCACCACAGUCAUCAUCAAUUAGUCAUAAUAAUACAAGUGGUCAAAAUGGAUCGAGUCUCGAUGAUGUAUGGAAGAAUAUUUACGUUAUGCUUGGCUGUAUAUCGAGUAUGGUUGAUAAAACAAAACAAGCAUUAACAAUACUUCAACGAAGAGGAUGCACAAGUCCUGCAACACCAUCAACAACAAAUGUUCAAAAUGGAAAUUCAACAAAUGGCGCUGAAAAUGAUAAUCGCGAUGGAAAUAUUAAACGAUUGUAUGGUGAAAAUGUUGCACAAACAAUACGUGCAACUGAGGAUAAAGUUGCUGAAGUUCAAAGAAGAGCUGAAGAAGCUGUUCAUGAAGUAAAAAGAGCAGCAGUUGCAGAAAUUCAACGAGCUGUAGCUGUUGCCGUUGCUGAAUCACGUGUAACGGAAAGAUAUCGAUUUUUUGAUUCGCCUUUAACACAAAGAGGAGUAUUACGUCAAAGUCCUUUUGUACGUGUUGCAAAUCAAACUGCAAACACUGCUGAAACAUCGAGAACUGCCAAUACUCCAAAUUCAAGAUGCACAGCUUCUUUAACAACUGACGAUGAAAAAGAUCCUCAUCUCACAAGAAUAAUAGGAUCUGGCUGCUGGAAUUGUGGUCGACAAGCACUAGAGACAUGUGGUGGUUGUGGAGUUGCCAGAUAUUGUGGAUCAUUUUGUCAGCAUCGUGAUUGGGAGGCCGGUGGUCAUCAUGCAAAUUGUAAUGGUCUAUCACGAGAUUUACGUCGAUCAUCAUCGCAAAGUCCACCGCGACUUGAUCCCAAUAGUGGAAAUGAAACUGACAGUAAAAAUAAUUCAACUGUCACUGCAUCAAUUUCCAUUAGUUCAAAAUCAAAGUGAUAUAUAAUUUAAAAAAAAAAAAAAUCCAUUUUCAAUCUCUCAAAUAAAAUAUUCAUUAUAUUGAGACAAAAUGUAAGUAAAUUAGCUUCGUUUAUAGAUAUAAUUAGUUCAAACUAUUAUGUUAUAUAUAUAUAUAUAAUUAAUAUUUAAAAAGUUAUUUAAUAUAAAAACUCAAAUAUCCUAGUCAAUUCAUCUAGAUUUAUAAAAUCUAUUCUAUAUGGACUUGUCGAUUAUUAAAAAUCAAAAAAUUAAUAUCCAAAUAUAAUAAUUCUAGUCACCGGAAUGAAUUUAGAAAAAAACAAAAAUUGUUCUAUAAAAUAUUUGUUUCAUAAUUAUUAUGAAACCAAUUUUUUUUUUUGAAAGAAGAAUCUUUUUAUAUAUUCGAAUAUUUAGGAAUCUUUGCUCAACUCUACUUACAAUUUAGAUUAAAAUAAAAAUGUAAUAUUCCCUAAAACUAAUGUUUUUCGUUACCAAAAAAUAUGCUUCUCAAUACGUGUUUCUCUAUGUAUAGAAUUAAAUGAGAAAUUUGUAUAAAAUAAAACCACUAAGUCCAUUAAAUAUAGUAUUUAAAUUUA